Molecule: messenger RNA, 1446 nt
Organism: Nomascus leucogenys (northern white-cheeked gibbon)
Lineage: Eukaryota; Metazoa; Chordata; Mammalia; Primates; Hylobatidae
Product: protein FAM47B-like
Source: RefSeq, a predicted model, not a curated record
AUGGGGGACCAGAGGCCACAGGACCGGCCGAGUUCCCCGGGCAUGGACUCCAAGCCCUGGUACUGUGACAAACUGCCUUCCAAGUACUUUGCGAAGCGCAAGCACAGGCGCCUGAGAUUCCCACCCGUGGACACCCAGAACUGGGUGUUUGUGACGGAGGGCAUGGAUGACUUCCGCUACGGCUCUCCCGAAGAUACACUCGUUUGUCGCCGUGACGAGUUUUUACUCCCCAAAAUAUCUCUCAGAGGUCCCCAAGCUGACCCCAAAAGCAGGAAGAAAAAGCUGCUCAAGAAAACGGCCCUGUUUUCCAAGCUCUCGACAGCACAGCCAGCACGGAAGGCGUUCGUAGAGGAAGUGGAAGCCCAGCUGAUGGCCAAGCAUCCCUUGGCCAUGUACCCCAGUCUGGGAGAAGAUAUGCCUCCAGAUCUCCUACUACAGGUACUGAAACCGCUGGAUCCUGAGAGGAAGCUGGAGGACGCAUGCGCUUGUGAGGGCCAGGAGAAGACAACAGACGAACCCACGGAGCCUGGUAAAUACCCCCGUGGGGAAUUCUCCCCUCGGCCUCCCGAGACUCGGGUGUCCUAUCUCCGCCCAGAGCCUCCUAAGACUCUGGUGUCCAGUCUCCGUCCGGAGCCUCCUGAGACUGGAGUGUCCCAUCUCCGCCCAGAGCCUCCCAAGACUCGGGUGUCCAGUCUCCACCUGGAGCCUCCCAAGACUCGUCGAGUGUCCAGUCUCUGCCUGGAGCCUCCCAAGACUCAUCGGGUGUCCAGUCUCUGCCCGGAGCCUACCAAGACUGGAGUGUCUCAUCUAAAAGAACUGUUUCAGGAAGGUACAUCAAGCACAAUGGAGUGUGUUUCUGAUUCUCUUCAACGUAGACACACAUCGAGAAAACUCCAUGACUUCAAGUGGGCUGGAGACCUAGGAGUUGAUGAAGAAUCCAUCAGCAGUCUGUUUGACUUUACCCCUGAGUGCAGAGCAACCUAUCAAGACCAAAAGAAUAAGAAGGCAAACGAGUGUUCCUCAGGGCUGAAGUACUGCAUGGAGCUAGACGAAAUGGAUGAGGUCGAAUUCUUCUCACAGAAAAAAGACUUGAACGGGAAAAUCCAGACUGCACCGAAUUCUUAUAGUGCACAGCAUGUGAAGAUGGGGUAUGGAGCAUGGUACCUGAAGCCUAAGUUGGGGAAAAAGCUAAGAAGUGAUGAACCUUUGAUUGACCCCAAGCUCAUACUUGAAAAGCCUGAUGAACCCGACAUUCUUGACGGUCUUUAUGCACCAAUCGCCUUUAAGGAUUUCAUUCCAAGCAAGAACUAUGAAAUGCCUGGCAUCAUUCAAAGGCUGUUUGCCAGGAAGGGAUGGACUUAUGACUCGGUUAAGACUCCUAUUCAACGUGCAAUGCAAGUUUACAAGUACAAAGAAGAUGUCACAGAUGAAUCGGAAGAAGAUUAG